Messenger RNA from Schistosoma haematobium, 649 nucleotides. RefSeq names its product 54S ribosomal protein L32, mitochondrial, variant 4. The transcript has 2 exons. Bases 1 to 576 code for a protein of 191 amino acids. NCBI's taxonomy places the organism in Eukaryota, Metazoa, Platyhelminthes, Trematoda, Strigeidida, Schistosomatidae. The record is from RefSeq and is a predicted model, not a curated record. Gene Ontology annotation, biological process: translation.
AUGGCUCAAAUUUACCAUGCUUUGAAGUCCAUUAUUUUAGAUUUCUUUGGUCGAGGUAAAUCUAUUCGUCAUUGUAUAACACAUUCAGUCAAGCCUUUUGAUUUAGCUGCAGAUACGGCAGCGUUAUACCAUUCAUCUUUUUUUGGAUCACUUAAAUUAUGGGAAGACUCAAUUUACUUCGCUGUGCCUAAGAAACGUAGGACUGCAGAAGAAAGGCGAAUGCGAAAAUUUCUUUCUUGUAGGUUUCCAUUGUCGUUUUACAUGACAUUUGUAGUGAGAUCUGGAGAUUACAAACCUAGAGACGAUUUGACACCAUGUAAAUUCUGUGGUUACCUAAACCCUCGAAACUUUCUAUGCACCAACUGUUAUAGCAAAGUACGUGAGGAAACUAACUUUUUACGUUCACUUGUCAAUGGUCAACUUCCAAGUGAUCACGAAGUGAAAUUUAUUUAUAAUGAUGAUAACAGCACUAACGCAUCUGUUAGCAAUGCAGAAGUCAAAGUUCCUGGUUCUAGACCUUCAUGGUUCCCAUCUACUCUACAAGAAACAAAGUCUCCAGGUGGUGAGAAUUCAUAACAUUGUUGUACAUUAAUUCAUUAUUUCAUGCGCUCCUAGAUGACAGUUUAUAAAUACACAAUCAUACCUCCUA